This is a messenger RNA of Homarus americanus (American lobster), 1956 nucleotides long. RefSeq names its product 28S ribosomal protein S22, mitochondrial-like (gene mRpS22). Lineage: Eukaryota; Metazoa; Arthropoda; Malacostraca; Decapoda; Nephropidae. Gene Ontology annotation, molecular function: structural constituent of ribosome. Gene Ontology annotation, cellular component: mitochondrial small ribosomal subunit. The transcript is spliced from 7 exons. The record is from RefSeq and is a predicted model, not a curated record. The coding region runs from base 16 to 1071 and encodes 351 amino acids.
CAUCCUGUAAACAACAUGGAGGUCACCGUCGUCAGGUCACUUCACACACGACUCAGACAACUACUGUGGCAUAGAGUAACUACCAGACACCUUAAUGGAGUAACUUUAAAGAGGCCGUGUAGCUCAUCAGUAAACAGAUAUAAUGAUGUUGAUCCAGCACCUGUAUUCUUUGAUAAAAAUGUUCAAGAAAUACUGAAGAGAGUUACUGGGUGCAACUUCAAUGCAGUCUUUAGAAGAAGAUAUGACGAGAAACCACUCAGUCCACCAAGAUAUGAAUUCCUGACAGAGGAGGAACUACAAGAGCGCAUGGAAGAGGCUAAGGGUGUUGUUGAGAAAAUCCUUCAGAUGCCACCUGUACUGAAGGAGCGCCAGCCUAUAACUGGGAUCUUAUCAAGGGAUCCUGCCCUGACUGGCUUUGACACUUGCAAAUAUAUUUUCACUGAUAUUACUUUCGGUGUAUCAGACAGAAAACGUAAUAUUGUCGUGCGAGAUAUGGAUGGGACUCUUCGUCAUGCAUCAUGGGAAGAAAGAGAUAGAAUGAAUCAAAUUUACAACCCACGUCCAGGCCGCAAGUUAAAACAACCCAAAAUUUUCCUUGAAGAAAACCUUCAGGGUGUACUGCAGAGGGAGAACUAUGAAUUUGUGCUGGAUCGAGUUUGUGCACAAUUUGAACCUGAUGAUCCGGAGUAUCAUCGCGUCUGCAGUAUGGUUUAUGAAGCGAUUGAAGGGAAACGUCACUACCAGAUGUUGCAUUCAACCCGCCACUAUGGUCCAAUGUGUUUCUAUCUUGUGUGGCAUAGGAAGAUGGAUAAUUUAUUAAUCAGUCUUAUACAACAAGAAAACUUGUCAUCUUGUGCAGACAUUGUGCAACUCCAUCAGCUUAUUCACACAUCAUCCAAGUCCAUAGCAUUAAAUGUUGAUCCCAAACAACACUUGGAUUUUGUUAAGGCAUAUGUUGAUUAUGACUCAUUGCAACGACCUCAGCUGCAGUUGGCCAUUCAAGCAUACCAAGAUAUCAUUCAGGAACGUCAGCAAUAUCAGGAGGAAAUCAAAACAGCUCAUGGAUUAUAAUUUAACUUCUCAAGAGUAAAGAAAGAAGAUGGGUCAUACUUAUGUAAGAAAGCAUAGCAGUACAAUUUAGUGAUUAAUAUGUACAAUAUGGACAUUUUUACUACAGUAGACCCUUGCCAUAGGUUCCAAGAAAUGGCACGAAUUUGCAAAACCGCGAAUAGCAACUUAUACUACCUUAGUGCAGUACUGUAUAUACCUAUACCAAACAAUUGACCAGUUGCAGCAGCACUCGUCCCCUCUUUUAACUUAUCUAAUAAUAAAACUUUCUUUGUCAGGGUCAUCACUGACUUCUGUCUUUUACAUUUCACUCCACUAGCACUAGGCAGUCUUUUUAGGGGCCAUUUCACACAUAAACACUAAACUUUUGAGAGUACAACACACAAGAUGCUGUGUGGGGUGACUCGUUGUGCUGAGGGAAAAGGCCUGCAAGCUAGCCACCAUCUGCUUACCGCGAAUUGUCAAAAUCGCAAAUCAGUGAAUGGCAAGGGUCUACCGUGUUUACUUUAAUUCAUUUAUGUCACUUGUGUUGUAAAUCUCUCUCCCUAUUAUUUCCCUGCAGCUUUUGUACCCCCUUGAUUCAACUCCCACUAAGCUGGAGAAUAUAAAUAGAGAGAGAAAGAGAGAGAUGGGUAUAACACUAGAUGUAUUGUAUCUUUCUUGGCAGACCGAUUGUAAAUGCCUUUGUGUCUCUGAAAGCACAAUCAAUAUCAGUUACACAGGAAAAAUGGUUUGCUUAGUAAGUCUAGUUAUAUUUGUUUUAAUCAAGAGUGUAAAUAUAAGCUUUCUUGUUGUUGAGAAUGUUGUGAUUGAAGAAGUCCAUAUCAUGUAGAACAAGUUUUUAGUUCUUGUCUUGAGAAAUCCAUGUUAAUAAAUUUGAGUAAGAAA